CUUGACUCUCACAUAAGCCAAGGUAUAUUUUUCAAGUAGAGCACCAGCCGAACUUCAUUCAAAAUUCUAGCAAAAUAUAUAUCACUUUCCAGCCGCUACACAACUCCCUCUCCAUGUCGCGCACGUUCAACAGGGAUGAAAUCCCCCGGGAUAGGGGCUUAGUCCAGGAGCUUCGGAGCGAAAUCACCCGCAAUUCGGCGGAAAUCAGCUUCAACUUCUGGCAGGAGUUCGAACACAUCCGGUCCACCCAGCAGAAUCGCAUGGUGCAGGAGCGUUUGCAGCGCGAGAGGAUCAGCACCUUGAUGCGCGAUGGCCAGCAGGAGGCCAACCAGGAGGCGGAGGCCCUGAGCCGGUCGAUCAGUGCCCAUGGAAUGACCGUGGACUCGACCCACUUGCCAUCAAUUUCAGCACCAGCAGCUCCAACUGCGUCCCGGCUGGAGAACUCGUUGGCCCAAGAAUUCAAGAAUAGGACCCAUCGCCCAAGUACCGCUGUCAGACGGAAGCCCCAAAAGCAGAAAUUCCAGGCCACCAAGACCAAUAAGUCGAAAGCAAGGCCCAAAAACGAGGAUCAACCAUCGCCGGCCCCCUCGAAUAUUCCAAGGGCACCGCCCACCUCCCGAGCCACCAUGAUAACCCCUAACAUCUCCAACGGGGCCACCCCCAACAUUUCCAAGCUUCGGUUGGCCAACAAGCCCAAGAAGUAACGAUUUUCAUCGAACUAAAUAUUAUUUUUGACAGCAAGAAAGCCAGUUUUAAUAGUUGUAAAGGAUUGUUAAAGGAUUGGAAAAAUAUAAAAGAAAAAUUUUAAA
Molecule: messenger RNA, 809 nt
Organism: Drosophila biarmipes
Lineage: Eukaryota; Metazoa; Arthropoda; Insecta; Diptera; Drosophilidae
Exons: 1
Coding region: 114-704 (196 amino acids)
Source: RefSeq, a predicted model, not a curated record